Molecule: messenger RNA, 738 nt
Organism: Talaromyces atroroseus
Lineage: Eukaryota; Fungi; Ascomycota; Eurotiomycetes; Eurotiales; Trichocomaceae
Exons: 2
Coding region: 1-738 (245 amino acids)
Source: RefSeq, a predicted model, not a curated record
AUGGUCUUGACCUUGACGGGCCAGGCCCUUGGGCGAGGCAUAUUUAGCCCUUUCCAACAACAUCUGUUAGACUCUCCCGGGUGCGAUGGUACCGGUAUCGUAGAUCCGGACAGUGACUGCAAAGGGGACGGCAUCGUGCCUAACCCUUCACAUGGCGAUAGAGAUCGGGACGGUUUCCAGUUUGAGAAUCCUUCUCUCGACUGCGAAUACGCGUCGCAGCCGUAUAUUUGGGAUUCAUUCAAGGACCUUGAAAAGGACAUGAGCAAGCUGUUCACAGUGAUUCACAAAAACGUCAGCUUCACUAUCAACGGCCACCACCCGGUUUCGGGUCACUACCAUGAUCUGAUGCAUUUCUACGUCAAUGCUUUGCGCCGUGUCAGCGUCUGCCUAUCGGAGCACCAAGACAAAUUUCGAAUACUUCCACAGGCUAUUCACGGUGGCUGCAACAAUCCAUGGUCUGUUCAGGAGGUCCGGUUUCUGGGACAAAUGAACUCUGGCGAUAUCUUCGAUGUUAUCAACGUAUGGGUGACACGAUGGCACAAAGGUCAGAUGGUCGAAAUUCGCACAUUCACAGACUCUGCUCCAGUGAUAGAAGUUCUGCAGAAAAACGAGAUUUGGUGGAAUUCGAGCACUUGGACCGACCACACUCAGUUUAUCCCCGGCCCAUCUGGCAUGCCUGAUUUGAGCCUGCUAGAAGGCUUAAUGAGGUAUCCUGACGGCAGCAGGUACGAAGACUGA